AAUAGGCGGUGUUAACGUUAGUUCAAUCAAUUAAAGUAUUUUCAAUGAAAUUUUUACGCUAAAUAAGUUUAAAAGUUACAUUUAAAGAGUUCUUUCAUAGUUAAGUGAAAUAACAACACAAAUGUGCCGGAAUUCCGUGUUUUAGUAACACAAAAUCAGGCGUUUCCAUGGGCGUUAACUUCAGGCAGCUAACAAAAUCUGAAUUAUGAAUCUCAUAUCAAUAUUCACAUCAUUACUAAUAUUACAAUGCUACGGCCAAGAUUACAAUCCCACUUACGACCCGAGCCAGCCGAGCCCAACAAAUGACUACUUUAACGCAAAUCCAAAUGACCCAAGAGAUGACAAGCGAUAUGAAAAUCCUUAUGACCCUAGGAACCCAAAUCAGUACAAUAAUCCUUAUGACACCAGAAAUCAGUACCCAGAUCGGUACAAUCAGUUUGAUAAUAGAAAUGAUCUAAAUUAUAAUCAGAAUAGGAAUGAUCUGAAUUUUCCACAAGAUGUAACUCCGAGAGCAUCUUGGGACACGCAGAGGUCGUACAGUAGUCCUGGCGGUAAUGUGGAAUUGGAAGGACUUGUUGUAAGAGAAGCCACAUACUUCAUAGUCGCCUCCCGCAUGGUCCGGCCAGGCCAGAUCUACAAGAUCUCCGCGAACAUACUGCGCGCGCACAUGCAGAUGACGGUGCGCGCGUCCAUCUCUCGCGACGGUGUAGAGAUGACCGACGUUAGCAUGAGGGUCAAAGAGGGGGUGCCCGAGAUACUUAAUUUGAGGGUGCCAUCGACAGCGGUUCCUGGCGACUACAAGCUCCGCAUCGAAGGUCUAUACCUCGACAACCCGUUCGGCGGGCGCGCGUUCGUCAACGAGACCGCCCUGUCCUUCUCCCGUCGCUUCAUGACCAUCUUCAUUCAGCUGGACAAGCCCGUCUACAUGCAGGGACAGACUGUGCGUUUCCGCGCGAUCCCCAUCUCCACGGAGCUGAAGGCAUUCGGGCGCGCCAUUGACGUCUUCAUCCUGGACCCCAACGGCCGCAUCAUGAAACGGUGGCUUUCGAGACAGAGUAACUUUGGUACUGUGAGCCUGCACUAUCAGCUUUCCGACCAACCUCUAUUCGGCGAGUGGACUAUCCGAGUAGAAGCACUGGGUCAGACAGAGGAAGCUCAGUUCUUGGUGGAAGAGUACUAUCAGACCAGGUUUGAGGUGAACGUGACUAUGCCUGCGUUCUUUUUCAACACUGAACAAUACAUCCACGGACGUAUCAUGGCCAACUACACAUCAGGAGCUCCAGUUAGAGGCAACCUCACGCUUAAAGCGACUGUCAGACCGAUACCGCAGUACCGUCCGCGGUACUAUAGGGAGGGGCAGUUCAAUAAUAGAGGACAGUUUGGAGUGCCACCUGUGGGGAACAACAAUAAUCAGUAUUCGAGAGUCCGUCCAAACUUCAAUCCAUACUUAUACAACGAGAGCUACCAGCAAUACGAGUACGGGUUCCCAGACGAAUAUGCCAGACCAGAUCAUCGACAUUUGCCAGGGCAACCUAACCAGAUAGACCAGCCUGACUGGUGGUACGACCCGCAGAAGGUCUACACAAGAAUGUUUAACUUUGAUGAAAAAUACCCAUUUUGGAUGGAGAAACCCCACUUGUACGACAACCAAUACGGCUCCGAUUAUGGUAACCAGUACAACACGCACAACACACAGAACAACAUCAACACGCAGUACAACAACUACUACAACAAUCCAUCAUACUACGAUAAAUUGCCGUAUUUGAGAUAUUUUAACGGCACAUUCGACUUCAAAUACCCAAUGUCGGAGCUAGCCCAGCUAGUACCCACUCUAGACGGGGUCGAAGUCAUCAUCACAGCUUCCGUCGGAGACCCGUUCCUGGAUGACGUCAUCGAAGGCUACAGUAUCGCGAGGAUCUUCAACUCUUCGUUGUCUGUGACGUUCCUUGGUGGGACACCUCAGGUGUUCAAGCCUCACAUGCCUUUUGAUGUCUACAUGGUCGUAUCCUACCACGACGGAUCUCCACUACCGCGCUGGCAAGCAGUCAGCGUAUCCCUCACCGUACACAUCACAGUCGAAGGCCGCGGUGGCGGCGUCGAACCCCAGUACCCCACUCUCGUACCCGGCCACGACGCAGUAUGGCGGCUCAAAGUCGACUUGUAUAAAUUACUCAAACUCCAAAACGACCCGAACUACCGCGACGUGCUAAACGGCGUGACCGGCGUGCGGCUGAGCGCGUCGCUGAGCGACGGCGGCGGCGCGCGCGCCUCCGCCGACCUGCACGCCGUCGCGCACUACAGCCCCAAGCACCAGCAUAUACGGCUCUCCACCAGCACCACGGACGCGAGGGUGGGCGAAUACAUAAUAUUCCACGUGCAGAGUAACUUCUACAUAGAAUCGUUCAACUACGUCGUUAUGUCCAAAGGCAUCAUUCUCAUCAGCGGACAAGAAAAUAUGGAGGACGGCGUACGAACAUUCGCUGUGACUUUAUCAGCGGAGAUGGCGCCCGUGGCCACCAUCGUGGCGUGGUGCGUCGAGCGCCACGGACGCGUGCUGGCCGACUCGCUCACCUACCCCGUCAACGGCAUCUCCCGGAACAAGUUCUCGGUAUCCAUCAACAAUCGCAAACAUCGCACGGGCGAGCGAGUGGAGGUGGCUAUCUACGGUGAGCCUGGGGCCUAUGUCGGUCUGUCGGGCAUCGAUAACGCCUUCUACACCAUGCAGGCUGGCAACGAACUCACAUACGCUAAGGUUAUAUCUCAAAUGUCCCACUUUGACGAGGCGACCAACGGCACUUUUGCGUACACAUGGCGUUCACACAUCGGCGUCGCGGACCAGCUGGUUUACUUCCCGUCCUCCACCUUCGGCAUCGACGCCAACACUACCUUCGAGUACGCCGGGCUAGUGGUGUUCAGCGACGUGCCAGUGACGCAACGUCCGAACGCCUGCAACGCGUCCAUGGGACUGGGAACUUGCCUCGAGGGGGGCUGCUACCCGCUCAGCAAACACUGCGACGGCGUCUUUGAUUGCGCCGACCACACCGACGAGGCCAACUGCCAACACGACAACAGCUUCGAGCUGUCCCACUUCCGCAAGUUCCGCUUCAACCGCGUCCAACGCCAGUACGACAACGUGUGGCUCUGGCGCGACGUGAACAUCGGUCCGCACGGCCGCUACGUGUUCACGGUGGACGUGCCCCACGUGCCCGCGCACUGGACCGUGUCGGCCGUCAGCAUGUCGCCCAACAGUGGGCUCGGCAUGCUGCAUGAGCCGGAGCAUUACGUGGGAGUGCUGCCAUUCUUCAUACAAGUGGAAGGCCCGGACCGUUGCCGCCAGGGCGAACAAGUUGGUCUGCGCGUGGUCGUGUUCAACUACCAGCCCCAAGCAGUCGAGGCGGUUGUCGUACUGUCCGCUUCGCCUGACUACAAGUUCGUGCAUGUCGAGGAAAAUGGCAUCGUCCGCUCAUACAAUCCGCGCACAUCAUUCGGCGAGCACCAGUUCUUCGUGUACAUCGCGGCCGGCGACGCGGCCACCGUGCACGUGCCCGUCGUGCCCACCCGCCUCGGCGACGUGCACGUGCACCUGCACGCUUCUACUCUGCAGGGGCAACAUAAAUACACCAAGAAGAUCACGGUUGAGGCUGACGGCCUCCCACAACACCGGCACCAGUCAGUGCUCCUCGACCUCUCCAACCGCGCCUACGUGUUCCAAUACAUGCACGUCAACGUCACCGAAACGCCCAUCAUCCCCUACGAGGUCGACCGCUACUACGUGUUCGGCUCCAACCGAGCCAGGGUCUCUGUUGUUGGAGACGUGGUUGGUCCCCUGUUCCCCACGAUGCCUAUAAACGCUACGUCUCUACUAAGGCUACCCAUGGAUUCAGCCGAACAGAACAUGUUCAGCUUCGCCGCCAACAUGUACUUCACACUGUACAUGCGUCUCAUCAACCAACGCAACCGGACCUUGGAGAAGGGCGCGUUCUACCACAUGAACAUUCUUUAUCAACGCCAGUUGUCCUUUAUGAAACCCGACGGGAGUUUCAGCUUCUUCCGAAGUGACUGGAAUCAAUCGGCUUCGAGCGUGUGGCUCACGUCGUUCUGCGCCAAGAUCUUCCAGGACGCCUCUUUCAACGAGUGGGAGAACUUCAUCUAUAUAGACCCGGAUGUGAUCUCGCAGGCGGUGUCUUGGGUGCUGGAGCACCAGACGCCGGGCGGCGCGUUCUACGAGGUGACGUGGAUGCCGGACCGCAACCAGAACUCCUCCAUCCACGUGCCCCGCGACAACCCGAGGAUACGGGAGAUGGUGGGCGUCGGGGGGGUCAAGGACGUGUUCGGCUCCGCCGCUACUGAGAUAAACAACACGAUAAUACUACAAAGGAACAUCACGUUGACAGCUCAAGUAGUCAUCACCCUCGAAACCGUCAAGAACCUCAAGGAUAUUGGUGUUAGAGAGGGUCUGUCCGCCCGCGUGUCGCAGGCCCAGCAGCGCGCCGUGGGCUGGCUGGAGCAGCACCUGAAGCUGCUGCAGGACUUCGGCGACCCGUACUCCAUGGCCGUGGUGGCGUACGCGCUCACCGUGGCCAAGGCCUCCAGCUCCGAGCACGCCUACAAGCUGCUCAAGGGCUUCCAGCGAGCUGAAGGUGGACUGGUGUACUGGGGCAAAGAGCGCGUCCCGCAACCCCCCUUCAAGAUGGAGAACCAGAAGCCCUUCUUCCUGCCCCGGCUGCCGUACAAGCACGACUCGUACAACAUCGCGGCCACCGCGUACGCGCUGCUCGCGUGCAUGGACCACCAGGACGACAACGAGCCCAUCGUCAUGUGGCUCAACUCCAUGCGGCUCACGGACGGCGGCUGGGCUUCCACUCAGGACACGUACGUGGCUCUACGCGCGCUGAUCGAGUACACGAACCGCAAGCGUCUCCGCGACGUGUCCGCGCUCACCGUGACCGUGGACGCCGUGGCGCUGCAGGGCGCCUCGAGGGUGCUGCACGUCGAGAACACCAACCUCGCCGUCAUGCAGUACAUCGACAUCCCAGAAGCCUGGGGAACAGUGAAGGUGGAAGCCCGCGGCGCCGGCUACGCCAUCCUGCAGAUGUCCGUCGCCUACAACGUGGACAUCCCGCGCUUCCAGACCGACCCUCCCGUGCGGGCCUUCUCACUGAUGGCGCACGCGCACUUCUACGGACGGAACCAGUCGCACAUCGACUACCAGGCCUGUGCUAGCUGGACCUACCUAGAAGAAUCCCCCCGCUCCGGCAUGGCUGUGCUGGACGUGGCCAUCCCGACGGGCUACAUGAUCCAGCAACAACGUCUGGACGCCUACGUGCUGUCCCAACGGGUGGCCUUACUCCAGCGAGCCAAGUAUCUGCCCACCCAGCUGCUGUUCUACUUUGACUACUUGGACUCUGAGACGACGUGUGUGAACUUCACGAUCGAGCGCUGGUUCCCGGUUGCCAACAUGUCUCGUUUCCUGCCUAUUCGAGUAUAUGACUACUACGCGCCCGAGCGUUACAACGAGACAAUCUUCGACGCGCUACCGACCUACCUGCUCAACAUCUGCGAAGUAUGCGGCUCCUCGCAGUGCCCGUACUGCUCCAUAUAUAACGCUGCGACACGACCCGCCGCCGCCGCCGCCGCCGUCACACUACUGCUCGCUCUGUUCACUGUGGCCAGACACAUACGGGGCAUUGGCACGUAACACAUAUAACGUAUUAUAGGUAUUUUCACCAUCAAAUAAUUGACCAUUUGUAAACAUUGUUGGAAGGAGAUGGUUUAUCGAUGGUUAACCUCUCGAACGCCGGAACGUGGAUCCGCGCAGUAAGUAUUGAAUUCUAAUUAAUAAUUGUGAUGUUUUCAACCAAAAGGUACCACAUUGUCGCUUGUUGAUAAGGUUGAUUUCUAAUUUAAGCUAUACUAAAUAGUAUUUAAGCUAUAGGAAAUAGCGCCUUACUGACAAGCGACAAUAAGUACCCUUUUGGUUGAAAAUGGAAAGUUCAAUACCUUUACCUACUAACGUGGAUCCGCGUUCGAGAGAUUAACGCGUUCCAGGGUUAGCCAACUAACUCGGAGUUGACCGUUUAUAAAGGGUUAAACCGUAUUUACGGUUAAUUUCGAGUUACUUGGCUAACCCUGGAACGCGUAAGUGACACUAAGAGUUUUUUUGAACAUUUACGUUAUUUGGAGUGUUUCCGCUCAAAUGUGAUCGACAGUAAAGGAGUUAGAUCCGAUAUUACUAUAUCACACUACUGUUUAUGUUAUCAAAGGCCUAUGUAACUCCGUAUAAGAUUAAUACAGUCUAGGGAAUAAACGUGCUUCAGAAAUCAAGAAAAAUUGAUUCUCGGAUGGCGCCUACACCUUUGGCCUGUUCUCGGCUAGACUGCGUUGACGAUCCCGUUUGACAUUUAACAAUUUUAACACAUAUCAGUGAAAGAACAUGGAUCAAAAUCAUAUAAAAAUAACAAAUACAAAUAAAGAAAUCAUUUAUCCAUACAUAUAUACAUUUUUUGGUAUUUUAUACAUUUUCAUUUCUAGUUUUAAUCAUGUGUCGAUAGAUGGCAGUAAAUUUACUGUGACUACAAAAUUUACUAAGACAGUAACCCUCUAUCCUAUAUAUUCACUUUGAUGUCAGUGAUGUUAUAUACACUACUAGUGUUUGGUAUGUGAAGGUGAAAUGUUCUGAUCUGAGAAAUAGAUACUAUGAAAGAUUUUUGUAUGAUUAAACUUAAAUUUAAUGUUUUAUAUUCGUCAGGAAUAAAUAUUUGUGACGUUUUUAACCAAAAGGUACCACAUUGCCGCUUGUCGAUUUCUAAUUGAAGCUAUAUGGAAAUAGCGCCUUACUGACAAGCUACAAUAAGUCCAUCGGACAUCCAGGCGCGGGGAGCGAAUGCACCAGUUCGUGGUCCACAUUCCAUUCGUUCGGACGAAACGUUUUGCCUCCUCCUUUUUGGUACGGACGGCUAAGGAAUGGAAUGCGCUUCCGCCAUCUGUAUUCCCUGAUCAAUAUGACCUCGGUCUCUUUAAAACAAGAGUGAAUAGGCUGUUACUGAACCGGUGAGCUCCAUCUUAGGCCCUGUCUUCACUUUCCAACAGGUGUGACUAGGGCUAAUCGCCGAUCAGUUUAUGGUUACCCUUUUGGUUGAAAAUGGCACAUUUGUGGUCUACCUCCCCAUAAACUAUACAAUUAACUGCUGAUAAGAUUUCAGAUCACUAAAAUUACAGAUUUUUUUUACAAAUGAUGUAGCACUAUUAAAAAGUAGUAAAUAUCUCAUGAUGGUAUCACUAUCUCAUGUAUGUAUGAAUAAAUACUUAGCUCCAGUGAAUUAAUUGUCUCCAUUAUGUGCCUGUUUUGACUGAAUUUGAAUCUCAAGGAGUUUAUCAAUACGCAGUAAUUUAUAUAAUUGAAAAAGUACUGCUUAUAUUUUCAUCGUCCAGUUAAACAUCGCCAAUUAUAGACAUUAUUACUUCGUAAAGACCGGCCUUACGCGCACUACGAAUGAGGCCGAUACAUUGGAGUCAAAAGCGCAUUUAGUUACACCAGCGCGCUCAGUCGUGUAGCGAAUUGCGCAGUGGAAAUGCGUCACCAUUGGUGUAAACGAAGUAUAAACGUAUGCAUACAAUUCCGACCGAACAACGGCGCCUUUCCUCUGCUCAAUUCGCCACACGACUGAGCGCGCUGGUGUAACUGAAUGCGAUUUUGACUCCAAUGUAUCGGCCCCAUUCGUAGUGCGCGUAAGGCCGGUCUUUACGAAGUAAUAUAUAUGUCUAUGUCACCAAUACUGUACUUAUUUUAUUUUCUAUGUAUUAAACACAAUAUUCACAUUUCGUAAUGUGUAACAUUUUAUGUAAAAAAUAUAGAUUUAAGAUUGCAACCAUAUCAACAUAUUAUUUUGUCAUAUGUAUUGGUAGCUAAAAGUAUUUACCAAGGCAGUUGUUUUAAUAUGACUAUAAACUGCAUUUAUGACCUUUGAUUAAUGUUAGUUUAGUAUAGAAUCUCUUUGUUAUUGUAUAGUUUAGAUGAUUUUUAUUAACCACCGUUUGAUAUUAACUUAACAAUCGUAUGUUUUAUAUUUGCUUUUGCUGUACUAAAAUAUGCCUUCAGUAUACUUUUGUCUGAAAGUAUUCCUAUAAAAAAGACAUUUAAUUUUCUUUUUCCGUGUACCUGUCUUUGUAGACGUAAGAAAUCUAGCAAACUGACCUUGUACUAUUCAUUCCAAAAUAUUUAGUAGUUAGAAUAAAUCAGACUAGGCUUUGUUUGUACUUUCUUGUUCACGCUCAGUGAAUUGUUGAGCCAUUUAGGGUUCUAGCUAAAUUGGGCAUUCCAUAGCGUAAGUAUUGAACAACCAAUUUAGCUAGGACCCUAAAUGGCUCAACAAUCGCGAAGCGUGAUUGUUCUGUAUAGUCUGCAUCAUCUCAAAUGACAUUUUCGUCUAAGACGGUAAUCUGUUAAACAAAAGCCAUUGUCACUUGUGCGAGCUGUCGGCCUUUGUGUGCCAUUGUGUAUUGGCGCGUGCGGCGCUCACACACAGUGGCCGACCGCUCACACAAAAGAGACAAUGGCUUUUGUUUAACACAUUACUCUUAGACGAAGAAGUCAUUUGAGAAGAUGAGUCAAUGUGAAUGUUUUGUCACGGCCAUCAACAUUUUUUUUUAUACUACGUCGGUGGCAAACAAGCAUACGGCCCGCCUGAUGUUAAGCAGUCUCCGUAGCCUAUGUACACCUGCAACUCCAGAGCAGUUACAUGCGCGUUGUCGACCCUAACACUCCUCUCCCUCGAGCUCUGGCAACCUUACUCACCGGCAGGAACACAACACUAUUAGUAGGGUCUAGUAUUAUUUGGCUGCGGUUUUCUGACAUCACAAUCACAUCUUGAAUUUUCUCGUUUUUCACACAUUAUCAAACUUCAAGUUUCAUUUUAGUUGUAGGUUAAACUUGCUCUUUUACUGCCGAUGUUCUUUUCGUUGGUGCUGUCAGCAUUUAUUUAUUUAUUUUCAUUUUAACUUUGAUGUCAGAUACCUAUUAUAUCUUUAUAAUAUACUGCAACAUAACUGAAUUCAACAUUCUAAAACUUCUAAAUUCAGAUAAAUGGUUUGAAAGUUUUUUUAAUAUGUAGCAAAGAUAGAUAUAACUCCGUAAUAGAUGGAUACAGUCUAAGGAAAAAACGUGCCUCGAAAAUCACGAAAAUUUGAUUCUCGAUCAGAUGGCGCCACUAGUUUUGGCCUACUUUCGUAUAGAGGGCGUUGACUGUUUCGUUUGUUAUUUAUAAUUUUAACGCAUACCAGUGAAAGAACAUGGGUCAAAAUCAUAUAAAAAUAAUUAAUGCAAAUAAAAAAAUCAUUUAUCCAUAUUUAAAUACAUUUUAACGUAUUUUUAUAAAUCUUCAUUUUUAGUUUUAAAGUAUGUCGAUAGAUGGCAGUGAAUUUACAGUGGUUACAAAAUUUACUAUGACAGUACCGCUCUAUAUUAUUAUAUCCUCAUUGUAUGUAGCAUAAAAUGCAACCUUGCCUUUUGGACAAAAAAUUGAUGGCAUUACAACCAAUUUAAUGUAUGUAUAUAAUUUUAGAUCGUAGUAUGUAUGAUUAGAUGUAAGAAUUCUUUUAUUAUUUUCCCUUUGUCAUUAUGACAAAUGAAAACAUUGCAAUACUGAAUCACAUGUCAAUAACAUUGCCUUGUUAGUUUUGUAUGAAAAUAAAAAUAAAUCGCAAAAUAUUUUUGUAGAGAAAUAAAAUUAUGGAGUUAUUGUAGACAUAAAUUUAGGUAGUUUGUUUGUGAUCAUUUAUGUAAAAUUUCUGAUCAUACUAAAGACAAUAUAAAAUAAAGAAAGAAUGUUAUAAUGCAAAGUUAAUGUACAAAAUGUAAUCUCCCGUCCAGGUGUAUCUCGUCAAAUAUAAAAUAUAUUUAAUAACAUAUUAUGGAAUGAAUCUCAAGCUUCAUAAUGUUACUUAAGUAGUUUCCGUCCAAAUUACCAAUGACUGAUUUUUUAUUAUUUUUUUAUAUGUAUUUGUGUCUAAGUUGUACAACUUGUACAUGUUUAGUAGGAAUGAAAUCUCAAUUUAGAUUUUCAUAGAUUUAUUUCCAAAUAAAAACCUUGUGCAAAAUAUCU
This is a messenger RNA of Cydia strobilella, 10100 nucleotides long. It is a transcript of the gene Mcr, whose product is annotated as CD109 antigen. NCBI's taxonomy places the organism in Eukaryota, Metazoa, Arthropoda, Insecta, Lepidoptera, Tortricidae. Bases 206 to 5698 code for a protein of 1830 amino acids. Gene Ontology annotation, cellular component: extracellular region. The transcript is spliced from 32 exons. Gene Ontology annotation, molecular function: endopeptidase inhibitor activity; protein binding. The record is from RefSeq and is a predicted model, not a curated record.